UUUACGACAAAGGCAAAUUCCAAAAUUCAAAUUUUAACUAUAAACAAAUUGGAAUUAGUCUGAAAAUUUGAAGUUGUUCGAAGGAAAUUCGAGAAAAUAUGAACGAUUACAAGGAGACUGUGACAGAGGAUCAUAUAAAAUUGGUAGAAAGUAUAAAUAAUCGAGUCAACAGUAUAUACAAACAAUUAUCAGAAUUUGAAGAGUGCAUAGAUCCUAACACUUCCGAAGACUUUGGUGAUUCUUAUAAUAAAAUAAUGGACCUUUUGGAAUCACUGGAUGACAUACAGGAAGCGGCACAAAUGCUAAGGCCAUACAAUUUGAAUCUACGCCUACGACAGCAAUCAUUAGAUGAGCAAAUCAAAUGUUUGGAACAAUCUGUACAUUUAAUGAAACUAGAAACGGGGAAAAUGUCAAAAAAUCCCGAAGAAAUGGGAGAGUAAAGAAUAUUGUGGAGUCUAAUCAACUAGUACAUACAAGGCAGCCCUCAGUGUCAUAUUCCAUAGAGAGAUAAGACUUUUGCUGUUACAUACAACUGCUGUUAACUAUUGCUGCCAGACAGUGUACAUUUAAACACCGUUCUUGUAAGUCUAUAGUAGUCUGAGAUUAAAAAGAAAUGAACUUAUGCAUUUAAAUACAUACAUAUUUUUUUAAAAUGUAA
Stomoxys calcitrans (stable fly) is the source of this 658-nucleotide messenger RNA. RefSeq lists its product as uncharacterized. The transcript has 2 exons. Bases 99 to 440 code for a protein of 113 amino acids. The record is from RefSeq and is a predicted model, not a curated record. NCBI's taxonomy places the organism in Eukaryota, Metazoa, Arthropoda, Insecta, Diptera, Muscidae.